UCACUCGACGCACUUGCUCACCACAGCAACAACAUCAACGCAACUAGCGGAUAUGUUAGUGUCACCUCACCACAGCAGCACCACGGACCUACGGGUCACGCAGCAUACAUGGAGGGUGCCAGCAGAGUGCCUGAAAAGAUUGAAGAAGAAUAAGAAGUUGAAACGAUGUUUCACAAUCUUCAUAUAACUCUUCUCAUGGUGCCUGGUGUUGCGGUCAAAGCUCUUUUCUUCAGCCAGCAACUUUUGGCUUGGCUCUCCAUCUCUGUGUGUUUCAAGCAUGUCUCGUCUUGCCACGAUACCCCAUUUCCGUUUCGAGUUGCCCUUCCUCUUCCAAGCACUACAUUGUUUUCAUCAACACGUUCAGCUCUUAUUGCGUACAAGUGGUCCGAAAGAACUGAUCGACUACCAUCGCCUCAUUUCUUCAUUGACCACCAAGCAACAUCCCCGCUGACCUCUUCAUUCCCCACCUCCUAGUCAUCUAUUACCCUACAUUGUUCUUCUCUUUUGUCAUCUAGAAGGAAAUCUGUGUUC
Messenger RNA from Aureobasidium pullulans EXF-150, 531 nucleotides. RefSeq lists its product as uncharacterized. The transcript has a single exon. Lineage: Eukaryota; Fungi; Ascomycota; Dothideomycetes; Dothideales; Saccotheciaceae. Bases 166 to 474 code for a protein of 102 amino acids. The record is from RefSeq and is a predicted model, not a curated record.